CGUAGUUGUAGGCAACAUGGCGUCCGACGGCGACAGCGACGAGGAUUUUGUAACUUAUGGCGCCGCUUUAGAGCCGCUGGAAGAAGAUGAGCCGUUGAGGAAGCCCUUGCCGGUACACGAGCAGACGGUGAAGGAUGAGAAGGGCCGCUAUCAGAGGUUCCAUGGCGCCUUCACCGGAGGCUUCUCCGCUGGAUAUUUCAACACUGUGGGCUCAAAGGAAGGAUGGACCCCAUCAACCUUUGUGUCGUCGCGGCAACAGAAAGCUGAGAAACAAGAUGCGAGGCCUGAGGAUUUCAUGGAUGAAGAGGACUUGGGCGAGCAUGGCAUCGCUCCCAAAGAGAUCACCACCAGCGAGGAGUUUUUCUCCAGCCGCAGGGAUCGCAUCCGGGACAAGGCCCGAGCCAUUUCCUCCCUGUCCGCACCCAUUCCUGGAGACUCGCUGCUGGAGGAGCUGAUCGCACCGGCGAGGUCAUCCAUAGGGGUGGAGCUUCUGAGGAAGAUGGGAUGGAAGGAUGGCCAGGGGGUGGGGCCUCGGGUCAAGAGGAAAUCGAGCAGGCAGAACGCAGAAUGCGGACGCAGGGUUUACGGCUGCGCUUCGGCCCCUGUUGGCUCGGAGGAGUCGGAGCAGGAGGAUGAUGAGGAGUUCGCGCCAGAAAACGUGACCUUUGCCCCGAAGGACAUCACGCCCAUUGAUUUCAACCCCAAAGUUGAUGUCCAUGGCCUAGGUUACCGUGGGCUGGACCCGGCCCAGGCCCUGCUGGGGGGAGGUUCUGGACAGGGACAUGUGAACCUUUUCAGUGUGGACUCUGACAGAACCAGCAGACUGUUUGGAGACAAGAAUCCCAUACAAAGACGCAGGGGGGGUGUGGCCGGACAGGCCUUUGGAGUUGGGGCCUUGGAGGAUGAUGAUGAAGAUGUUUACCACAGAGACAACAUGUCCAACUAUGAUACAGUGCUGGGAGAGGAGUCGGGCGAUGGGCUGUAUGGAUGGACUGCUCCACAACAGUACAGGAAGAACAAAGGCCAAAGCAGAGACGCCUCUUACCUGGGAAAAAUUCUGCAGGGCUUCAGGUUGGCAUCUAAACCUGCUGAAGAAAAAACAGUAUUCCCUGCUCCUGUUCUGCCCAGAGACUAUCGUCCGGUACAUUACUUCCGGCCAGUAGUGGAUAUCUCAAAUGUCAGUCCACUGGUGGCCCAGGCCCUACAGGCAUCCCGGGGCCAGCUUCCCCAGGCCGGGGCCCCACAGGUCGGGCGCCACCAGCUGGACUCUGCUCAGAGGAGAUCACUUCUUGGGGAAACAGCUCUUCAAGGGCCCAGCUCCAUCAUGGAACUGCUAAGUUCAGAGGAUAGGGAGAGACUCACCAACCUCCGCCAGUCCUCCAACGACCGUCCAUCCAAUACCCUUCCCUCCACCACCGCUCAAAACUCCCAUGGUGCCCCGGUUUCUGGCAGGGUGACAGCAGCCCAGACACAUGCCUCUGCUCUGAUGGCGUGGAGUGACCCCAGGGCCCUUGGCCCACAGGGCUCCCAGUCCUUCAGGCCAUUUGAGAAUAACCCCAGCAAGCAGGCACGCUAUGACCAGUACCUCAGCAAACUGAAAAUGGGAGACAAAGACGCACUGGAGACGAGUCUGGACCGCAACAUGACGGAGUGGGAGAGGAGCCGAGAGAGGGAUGAGUUCAGCCGUGCAGCACUCCUCUACAAGCCAAGUGCCUCCUCACUCUCCUCUCGUUUCACCCGAGCCAAGCACGAGGAGGACAGUGACACCGUGGAGGUCAGCCGUGACGAGGAGGGUGACGUGGACGAUAAACAGGCUGCAGUGAAAAUGAAGAUGUUUGGAAAACUCACGAGGGAAACGUAUGAGUGGCACCCGGACAAACUGCUCUGCAAGAGAUUCAACAUCCCUGACCCGUACCCUGGGUCAGGGGUCAUAGGAAUGCCCAAGGUGAAGAGAGACAAAUUUUCCGUAUUCAACUUCCUGAAUGUGGCAGAGAGUCCCACAACCAGCUCCUUUCAACAGACCACAGCGCCUCCGAAGACUUCAGAACCCGGCAGAAAGUCCAGAUGGGAUGCUCGGGGCCAGGAAGAGGAUAAGAAGACGGACCCGCUCAGUGAGUUCCUGAGUGUGGCUCGGAACCAGGCGUCUGGAACGAAAGCAUCCCUGCAGACAACCAAGACUUCCUCAACCACCUCACCCAGCUCUCCUGACAGGACCAUCCCGGCCCCGCCACAACAGACCCAGACAGAGGAGCCCACGCUUGACUCCAAGGAUGAAGACGAAGAGGACACCAGGCCUCCUAUGGAUCUCUUCAAGGCCAUUUUCGCCAGUUCCUCCGACGAGAAGUCCUCCUCUUCAUCAGAGGGAGGAAGUGAAGAUGAGGAGGAUGAGAAGGAGGAAGAUCAAGUUCAGGACAAGAUAGGUUCACAGCUGCCAAGCCUGUUUACCAGCAUGCCUACAGUGACCUCUACCUCCUCCAGCCAGCAAACUGUGACGGUCCCUCCUGUGGUACAGCCAGCCUCUGCCGUGGCUCCACCCCCUCAGAACACAGCACAGGAAGAGGAGGAGUUUGGCCCCAAGCUGCCGCCCCCUUCGUCUUUUCUGACUGGUGGAGUCCCGUUCUCCAGAAGCCCCCCCGCUAAGGAGGAGAAGCACAAGAGGAACAAGGACAAGCACAAAGCCAAGAAACAGCACAAACACAAGGAGAAAAAGAAGAAGAAGCACAAGAAGCACAAACACAAAGGCAAGCAGCAGAAGAAGAAGAAGAAGGAGGAGGCGUCGGACAGCAGCUCGGAGGAGAGCGGCGCAGACAAAGAUGACGGGUCAGGGCAGGUGUCCGCAAAGGAGCUCUUGAGCAGGUUAAAAACCCUGGGUUCCAAGCAGCUGUGGUGACGGAGCUGCUGUGUUUCCUCUGUGAGGAGAACCUGACAGACCGGCCCAUCACCCGUCUCCCGUUUUAAACUGAAUCAGUUGUGUUCCUUUUGAAAAAUAAAACGUGUGUCUGGUCGACGU
Messenger RNA from Lampris incognitus (smalleye Pacific opah), 3010 nucleotides. RefSeq names its product G patch domain containing 1 (gene gpatch1). Gene Ontology annotation, biological process: mRNA processing. The transcript is spliced from 19 exons. The record is from RefSeq and is a predicted model, not a curated record. Gene Ontology annotation, molecular function: RNA binding. Lineage: Eukaryota; Metazoa; Chordata; Actinopteri; Lampriformes; Lampridae. Bases 17 to 2890 code for a protein of 957 amino acids. Gene Ontology annotation, cellular component: nucleus.